AUGGGCACUCCGAUGCUUGACCAGUUUUUGGCCAGUAUUGCGGCGUUGGUUUCCAAUCGCCAGGGCGACCACUUACAGGAUUACCUUCAGGUCGUGCCGGAACAUAUGCGCGAUGGAUACCGACACAUGGCACUGGAACUACAAAAGUCGUAUCCCAAGGGGCCUGGUGACGAUUCCUUGUUGAAGCGAUGCGAAGCAUUAGUCCCCAAGAACCCAGAUGGAACGACAUGGCAUGCUUUUCCGAUCUUCAUCCGAUCGUACCUUGCCUAUCUGCGAGACGGAAAUGUCUCAAAUCCAUUAGAGGCAUACAAAUCUCUCAGUGGACUUUUGAAUCAAUGCCUGCAAGCUCUCGGGGACAGUCAGAUGGGCGCCAUCGUUCUUCGUACUGUUGUCUACCUAUCCCAAAUCGUCGCCGGUCUUGCCAUGACGCUCGAGAAAAACAUACAGUUGCUGGCUCAACUACGGUUAGAUCGGCCUCAGGAUGCCUUUGAGCGGACAAGUCUGGUGGAAGACGCUGCCAAUGUUGUACGAGAAGGAUUCAUUAAAUGUUUGGUUGAUCGCGGUGGCACAACCGGUCCCUCGGGCAAACCACAGGGCAAACGGGCUGGAAUCUAUUUGAUGGCCAAUCAUUGCCUGAGGUUGCUUCAUAGGUGUGGCAAGCUUAGAAGCGCAGACACGAUCUUUAAGAGUAUUUCUGCACAAUCGCCUCCACUCGAACACUACCCUGCAGCUCACCGCGUUACCUACCUCUACUACCUCGGUCGAUAUUUAUUCGCAAACAACAGUUUCUAUCUCGCAAACAAAGCGUUGCACGAAGCUUACAACCAAUGCCAUGUGCAAUGCCUCAAGCAACGGCGGCUUAUAUUAAUAUACCUUAUUUCGUCCAAUAUAAUAAUGGGCCGAUUUCCCUCACUUCAACUCUUGCAGAAACCAGAGGCUCAGGGCCUUUAUGACAUCUUUUAUCCAGUGUGCCGCAUCAUCCAGUCUGGUGACUACCUAGCUUUAAGGGACCACUUUGCAACGGGCAGCUCUGCCGGGCAAUGGUUCCUCAGGAAGGGACUUAUGUACCAGAUGCGAAACCGCUGUGAAGUUCUCGUCUGGCGGUCUUUGAUUCGCAAAGUUUUUAUCUUUGGUGGUUUCCAUGGGGAUCCAUCUGCCCAACGAGCACCACCGCCAAUGCUUCAUUUAAGCAAAGUAGAAACAGCUGUUCGAUUGUUACAAUCUCGACAUAAAGAGCAUUUCACAAAGGAGCUGUUCUCGAAAGGAGAUGCAAAUGUGAUUACCAUUCGCUUGCCCGAGGACAGCGAUUAUGACGGCAUUGCCGGCCUUGUAUCAAAAGCUAGUGAUCCUGAAGUUGACGACUACCUGAUAACUUCAGGCUACUACGAUGAGAAUGGGGCAUGGGUCGAGAACCCUAGUGGGCAGCUUAUUGAAGGGCCUGAAUACGAGCAAUAUACCGACUCGCUGGAUUAUCUAUACAGGGGAACUCUUGGACUGCCUACGCAGGACACACAUUCUUCAAAACUGCUGCAAGAAAUUGAGUCUAUCGUAUCAUCUCUUAUCAAACAAAAUCUUCUUGGCGGCUACUUAACGCACAAUCCAGCGCGAUUCGUUAUCCCUGGGGCAAAGCACGUGGGAGUUUUGGCGAAGGGAUUCCCGAAUGUUUGGCAAACAAUCAGCGGUCAACAACAGAGCUACGGCGACGAAGUACCUGCAUGGAUUGUUACUCGACAGGCCCUGCCUACUCAGCCAGCAUUUCAAGGCACCGGUGGUGGCCGUGUAAUUAAUCUAAAAGGUGCCAAAGCGGUUGGAAGUUGA
Talaromyces atroroseus is the source of this 1818-nucleotide messenger RNA. RefSeq lists its product as hypothetical. Gene Ontology annotation, molecular function: double-stranded DNA binding; RNA binding. Lineage: Eukaryota; Fungi; Ascomycota; Eurotiomycetes; Eurotiales; Trichocomaceae. The record is from RefSeq and is a predicted model, not a curated record. The transcript is spliced from 3 exons. Gene Ontology annotation, biological process: transcription elongation by RNA polymerase II; poly(A)+ mRNA export from nucleus; post-transcriptional tethering of RNA polymerase II gene DNA at nuclear periphery. The coding region runs from base 1 to 1818 and encodes 605 amino acids. Gene Ontology annotation, cellular component: transcription export complex 2.